ACCGACCUUAUACCUUCUGACUUGGUUACCAUAUUAUAAAAUCAGUUCAAUCUUACAUGGGUACAACUCAGAUAGAUGCCCCAUCAAGUGAAUCUUGGGUUACUCUUCUUACCAAAAAUAAUAAAAUAGCAAUUAAAAUUCAAUAAUUGAUUCUGAAUGCAAAAUUUAUUAUUGAUUGUGAAGGCUAGUAUUCUGACUUUUAAUAAAGGGUCCAACAUCCUAUAUUAUAAAUACAUUGCAUUUCCAUGGAUUCCUAAAGCAUAAAGUAAUCCAGAGAGUUGACAAUGGGCUCCUGUAUAUCCACUGCAUCUUCUGAGAUUCAUUCAGUUCAUCAUGGCCAUGAAAAUGUGGCUUACUAUGAAAAUUCUGACUAUGCAAAUGAUUCCCAGGUGAGAAUUGGUUCCAUUCAUUCUCAUCAAGGUAGCAAAGGAUUAAAUCAGGAUGCUGCAAUUCUGUACCAGGGCUAUGGAAUGGAAGAUGGAGCAUUUGGUGGAGUGUUUGAUGGACAUGGAUAUAAUGGUCACACAGUGAGCAAGUUGGUGAGGAACAGGUUGCCAUCAUUGCUCCUGAAUCAGAUGAAUGCCAUGGUGAAAUUCAUCAGCUCUCCAAAAUAUAAUGAGAAAGCUGAUGGUGGUGAUCAGGCUCAGUUCAACAAGAAGUUCAACAAAUGGAAGGAUGCUUUUUUGACUUCCUUCAAGGUGAUGGACAAAGAAAUCAAACUUCUUGAGAAUCUGGAUUGCUCUUGCAGUGGAACAACCGCGGUUGUAGCUGUCAGACAGGGUGAGUACCUUAUUGUUGGGAAUCUUGGAGACUCAAGAGCAGUUCUUGGGACAAAGUCUGAGGAUGGAAUUGUUCCAGUUCAAUUGACUACGGAUCUCAAGCCUGGUUUACCUACGGAAGCAGAUCGAAUUAGGAAGUGCAAUGGCCGAGUACUCGCAUUGAAAGAAGAACCACAUAUCGAUCGUGUUUGGCUACCACAUGAUGACUCUCCAGGCCUAGCCAUGUCGCGAGCUUUUGGGGACUUUGUGCUUAAAAACCAUGGUGUCAUUGCCAUCCCUGAGGUCUCAUGUCACCAGCUUUCUGAGAAUGACCUGUUUCUUGUUCUGGCAUCCGACGGGGUAUGGGAUGUUCUUUCUAACGAUCAAGUGACUUCCAUAGUUUCCUCGACAGCAACUGAAGAAGCCGCGGCAAAAGCAGUUGUCGAUGCUUCAGUUGCUGCCUGGAAACAGAAGUUCCCCAACUCAAAGAGAGACGACUGCACUGUUGUUUGCCUCUUCUUGAAGAAGCAGCAGCCAAGUAUUUUAACCUGAAUACAAGGACAACGACGAUGCAGUCCAUGAAAUCUAUCGGUCAGGCAAGAAGGCAGAAAACAGGAUCAAGAUGAGCUUUUCCGAAAACCAGCUUCAACAAUGCCCAGGCAGUCUGCUUUUUUGUGUACAAAGUGGAGCAGGAGCAAAUCUGCCUGAAUGUUUCACCGCUUUGAUGUUUGGAUUAGAACUGGAAAGAAUGUUUAAAACUGCCAAUUUUGUUAGGGCAGCACACAUCAGACAAACGCCUGUUAAAUGGCGCUGGUCUUAUGGAUUUUGGGAGUGAAUCAGUGAUAAUUUGAUUUCAAGAUUCUGUCAAUAAUUAAUUUUUUUGCACUUUGUAGAUUCUUUUCAGUUAUCAUUCAGUUGUUUUUUCUAGCACAUAGUAGAAGCAGAAAUGAAAUAAUCAUUAAAAUCUCUUCUCUUUUCCAAAUAUAUACAGUAUUCUCGCGUACAAAACUGUUUUGGCUUCUUCCCAUUAUUGCAUCGUGAUGAUAAGCCUAUCAAUCCUCCAAUUUCAUCACUCUUCAAACCCUUGAUUAUAGGGACACUUAAGCCAUAAAUUAAGUUAAUUCAUCUCCAAUCAAAUCAUCAUAUGCAACUGGAAUCCGCAGUCUUUCUUUAACUGAUACUUGUUUCUUCUCAUCAUUUGAUCCUUCAAGAUGCUUCUGCACUUCAGAAUAUUCUUGUAAUCCAUCUGGAGGUCCAGCGGUAUAUUGACUUUUCAGAGAUGAGGAGACUGUGUUGCGGAUAGGCUCUUGCAUGAUGCUCUGCGGCUUGAAUUGCUUCUGCAAAAUGUUUGGUAAUAAAAAACAUUAAGAUGGGUCUAUCGAUAUAAACAGUGAAAAUUACUACUCAUUACAAAGAAAAAUCACAGUGAAUGUAGAUUGAGUCAUUGCUUUCUGACUUUGUAUGAAGAAAGCAAGAGUCUUUAAGGGACAGGCAUUAGAAAGGAACUUGAAAAUUACUGGACCAAAACGUCUACGUACAACUCAAUCAAUCCACAAAUCAUUGCAACUAAAUCUCUUAAUUAGACUUCUCUGUCCAAUUGAAUCCACCACUACAGAAAUAAUAUGCAUGGGAAAAUGAGAACACCAGAAUAUGCUAACUGACAAACAAACUUACAAAAAUGAGCACAAAGCUUAACUAAAGAUAGGAUGAAAAGAGAUGAGCAGACAAAAAGGGUGGAAACUGAUGAAUUUGUCAGGGACAACAUAGUUCAAAUGGUAGACCAAAUUACAUAUCUCAAUGGUUUCUGCAGGGAAAAAAGUAAGCUAGCAGGCCAUCUUAAGCUUCUCACGAGAGUGUAUUUCCACCAUUACUUCUUCAAGAAUCAAGAGUAAAACUUUCUCAUGAAAUUUGUAGUCUGGUAGCAAAUAUAGGCACCAUGCAAGCAUCCAUACAUACAUAUGGCCAAGCUCAAACAACAAUAUGACAUCCAAGCAACACAAAUUAGAGUAAAGAUAAAAACAAAGAAGUUUCUGACACUAAAAUUAGCAAAAAAAGUGUCACAGCAAACCUCAAAUUCCUUUCCUCUUCUCAUUAUCUCCUUGUAAGCAUUAGGAUCACGAACUUUGAGGAUGUUCCACAAUAUACCACCUCCAGUUCGGAAGCGCCUUCCAUCUGCAGUUUGUUGACCACCACAGGCCUGAAUUGCAUCAACCUGCAUAUUGAUGUGCUUUAAUAUAGUUAGUUUCAAUGAACUAGCAGAAUGAGCUGGAAGAAUAUAUCACAAGGAAUCCAAAAUAAUGGCCUUGGCCUUAAAAUAUCUCUUGGAUAGGCUUAUUAUAUAUGAGUAUAAUUAGCUAUAAUGCCAUCAGAUAAUCUAACAGUGGUACUCGCAGAUCUCAAUAUCAAUUUCAACAACGUAAAUUAUAUCCAUUCUUACACUAUAAACCACAUUUUCCAACUCCAAAUUGAGAAUGAUGAAAGAGAAAAAGAAAGGAGGGCAUGCGGGCACUGCAACUAGUCCUACAAAAAAAGAAAAAAUACUACGAAAAACAUGAAAUUUAUUUCAAUCCAUCACUUUUUAAAAAUAAUUAUAUGGAAAACAUGAAAUUUAUUUCAAUCCAUUACUUUUUAAAAAUAAUUAUAUGGACCACAGCCCUUAGUAAUCAUAGGAGAACACGAGGAAUCUGCCCAAUGUCAAUUGCACGGUUGACACAAACAUUAGUUUAACCAUUCACCUGAAAAUAAUUCUUCCCUGAACACUCAUGACAAACUUCUAGAGCACCAUAUGAGAGGAGAAGACCAAUAAGUUUGACUCGUUGAUGAAGUAUUUUUAAACUUUAUUCAGCUCUCUCUUGUUCUAGCUUCUUUUUACCUUGAUACUGUACUUUAUUUUUCCCCAAGCAGGUCAAGUGGGGACACUAACCUUGUGUGCGUUGUAAUGCAACAGAAGACAUUAUAGAAAAGCAGCAGAUUGUUUUGUCAUUGAGUCAGAAAAAUUGCUAUGGUUUGAUGGUGUAUGUCAUCCCUUCUUCUGGUAUACUUACUUAGACAUUGUGUAUGUUGUAAUGCAACAGAAGACAUUAUAGAAAAGCAGCAGAUAAUUUGUCAUUGAGUCAGAAAAAUUGCUACCAUUUGAUGGUGUAUGGCAUCCCUUAUUCUGGUAGACUUAGACCUAGAGAACAUCACUACCUUUUAACAUUUACAAGUAACAAGUAACAAUUACAUAUAUCCUAUCAGGUGAUGAGAUUCAGUAAGUGAAACA
Oldenlandia corymbosa var. corymbosa is the source of this 4020-nucleotide messenger RNA. Lineage: Eukaryota; Viridiplantae; Streptophyta; Magnoliopsida; Gentianales; Rubiaceae. The record is from the annotation of a GenBank genome assembly.